ACCUCUCCAACAACAGCCCCCCUCGUCACCCCAUUUUCAUUUUAUUUUUUCUUUAUUUCUCAAAUUACUUUUUCUUUCCUUAUUUUUAUUAUUAUUUCUUACAAAAAUUAAGAAACACGAGACGUAAAUUUUAGAGGACGAAUCCGCUGUGCAAAUCAAAAUUUUGAAACCCAAAUCCAAAAACCAAAAAUCCCUCAAAAUGGCAUUUCAUGUAGCUUGUCCAAUUACAUGCCGCAGAAUCUGCACCUGUCCGCUAGGGUUUCUGCGCGGCCCGAAGAAUGAGCAGCAGGACGACGUCGUUUCGAGGCUCCAGGAUUUUCUCCGUGAUCCCACCGGAAUUGCGGGACUCGACGGUGGCGGUCUCACGGUGCAGGUCGCUGUACCGAAGGUGGUGCUACAGCCGCAGCCUCCGCCACCACGCCAGGUGCUACCAUCUGUUGUGGACGAGGCAGACGAGGCCGCGUCGGUGCAGGCAAAGAGGGCUGCGCUGCAGCGGAAGGGGGCCGCCGCCAUGGUUGCUGCUGAGGAGUAUGCUCGCCGAUUUGAGUCCGGGGAUGUCACGGAUACAUCAGGAAAUCACACUGGAGAAGAACAGGGUCAAUCAAAUGUUUUCUGUCGAAUGUGCAAUCGUGUUGAAAAUAACGGAAGUGAGAGAGCCAAAAAGAUGCUAUCUUGCAAAAGUUGUGGUAAAAAAUACCACAGGAACUGCCUGAGAAGUUGGGCUCAAAAUAGAGAUUUAUUUCACUGGAGUUCAUGGACCUGUCGAUCUUGCCGGAUUUGUGAGGCUUGCAGAAGAACUGGAGAUCCAAGCAAGUUCAUGUUUUGUAAAAGGUGUGAUGGUGCCUACCAUUGUUACUGUCUGCAACCUCCUCAUAAGAAUGUUAGUACUGGUCCCUAUUUGUGCCCAAAGCAUACAAGGUGUCACAGUUGUGGAUCAAAUGUCCCUGGAAAUGGACCAAGCUUGAGGUGGUUCCUGGGAUACACCUGCUGUGAUGCAUGUGGAAGAUUGUUUCUGAAAGGGAACUACUGUCCUGUUUGUUUAAAGGUUUAUAGAGAAUCGGAAUCAACUCCAAUGGUAUGCUGUGACAUUUGCCAACACUGGGUACAUUGCCAGUGUGAUAAUAUUAGUGACGAAAAAUAUCAACAAUUUCAAGUGGAUGGAAAUCUUCAGUAUCAAUGUCCUACAUGCCGUGGGGAAUGUUAUCAGAUCAAGAAUCAUAAAGAUGCUGUUCAAGAGCUUUGGAGGAGAAGAGAUGUAGCUGACCGAGAUUUAAUUGCCAGCUUAAGGGCUGCAGCUGGUUUACCAACUCAAGAAGAAAUCUUUUGUAUUUCACCAUAUUCAGAUGAUGAAGAUAGCGGGCUUCUAAAGUUAAAGAGUGAAUCUGGACAUUCCCUGAAAUUCUAUAUGAAGAACUUGUCUGGUGACUCAACAAAGAAGAUGAAAGAUUAUGGAAAGAAACAUUCAAGCGGAAAGAAUGCUAGGAAAAAGGAUCUAGAGACAUUUAUUGAUAAAAUUGAUGCACAAUGUAAUCUUGAGGGACACAGUGGAUUGAAAUCUUUGCAUGGGUUGGAUGAUGAUAUCCAAUCCCAUGAAAAUGAAGUUCCCAAUGUUUAUUCAUCACCUGCUGCUGGAAGCAUGAGUCAAACUGAAGGAUCUUGCCCUGUUAAUCAGCCAGUGAUUUUGAGACACAAAUCUGUAGAUGAAGCAAGCAUUUAUGAUGAAGAGAGGAGACCUAGAGUUGUUCGAAUUAAAAGCAGCAAGGCACACACUCUUGAUAGUGCAGGGGAGAGUGGAAAGCCUGCUGAUAUGACCCAGAAUGUGAAAGGGAAGAAGUUGGUUAUAAAUUUGGGGGCACGUAAGAUUAAUGUUUCUUGUUCUCCACAGUCUAAUUCAUCAAGCUGCCAAAGAGAUCAAGCUGUGAUUGCCCAUCAUGGAAACAGAAUUGACUCUGGUCAAUCACAAGUUAUAAAGGGUUCUGUAAGAGAAGGAAAUGUAAUCAAAUUGGGAAAAUUUAAGCCAGAAAUUUCUGAACUGAAUUCAACCUCUGUUAGGGGUAGUGGUAGUCUGUCUGAUGGAUGUGAAGCUGUUCCUUCACAGCAACCUCACAUCAUGCUGGGUAAAGAUAGUACUGAUGGAAUUGAUCAAGUUGGAGCCGUAGAAGAUAUGCCUCAAAGAGGUGAAAGAAUGUUGACGGGAAAGUUUCCUGAAGGCGGGUCUCAUGCAGAUAAAAAUAUUAAUCAGAUGCCUUCACAUUCUUCGACGAAAGAUCCUAGAACUUCACUAAGAUUUAAACUCAAGAAACCAAGCUUUGAAAACGGAAAAAUUCCUCAUCAGGACAAAUCUUCAAUCAAGGGACAGAGGUCUAAAAGGAAGAGGCCACCACCUUAUAUGGAAAAAACAUCAUUUAAUGAGGAUGAUGUAACACAAUUGCAUCAGGACAAUCUAAUGGAUGAGAUUAUGGAUGCCAACUGGAUAUUGACGAAAUUGGGUAAAGAUGCAAUUGGAAAGAGAGUUGAAGUUCAUCAGGCCCCUGACAAUUCUUGGCACAAGGGAGUGAUUACUGACAUAAUUGACGGCUCUUCAAAUUUAUAUGUCACUAUAGAUGAUGGAAGGGUGAAAAUCUUGGAACUUGGGAAACAAGGGAUCCGUUUGGUUCCUCAGGAACAGAAGAGACCAAAAACAUGAAUGAAAUGUCCACUCUUGGUAAUUAGGUCAUGUGGAGACUUUAUAUUCAUUGAGUUGCAGCGAAUUUAAUGUUCGAAGCCUCCAGUUAGUGUGGGUUUAUACAGAUGUUGCUCCCACUGGUGGUCCUGUGGUUAUUUCUGCGCAAAGCAUUGUUGGAGCUAUCUCACUUUUGUUUAAGAAUGUAACCUUGUCUUACCUUCCAUUCUUUUCCUCACUGCGAGUUCAUCAGGCAUAGUUUUUGUUCUUUUCUGCAUGUGUCUAGCUUUCAUAGAUUAGCUUCUACCUGUGGUUUAGAAUAGGGGGAGAAAGUGCAAGUAUUAGAUGUAAGACCAUUAUUACUUGUUCUGAACUAGCCUUAAUGGAAUGAGAUAUUUGUCUCGAUUGUAGAUCCUAGGGCAUUGGCUUAAGUUCAUAAAAUGCUUGUAACGAUCAUGCAUCGAUAAAGCAUCAGUAGUUAGUAGAUAUAGGUUGAUUAGGUCUUGGUUAUGCUGCUCUGUUUAAAGCUAGAUCUUAUUUUGCC
Molecule: messenger RNA, 3206 nt
Organism: Arachis ipaensis
Lineage: Eukaryota; Viridiplantae; Streptophyta; Magnoliopsida; Fabales; Fabaceae
Source: RefSeq, a predicted model, not a curated record